Molecule: messenger RNA, 318 nt
Organism: Cetraspora pellucida
Lineage: Eukaryota; Fungi; Glomeromycota; Glomeromycetes; Diversisporales; Gigasporaceae
Source: the annotation of a GenBank genome assembly
AUGAAAUUUAAGCUUAAAUUAUUGAAAGAAAUAAAUUUAAAGUUCUUAGCUAAGAUUACUAAACUUAGAAAGAAGUAUGCUGAAGUCAAGGUUAAGAAUAUCGAAGUUAAAGCCAAAAAUGCAAAGUUAAAGUAUGCUUUAGAAGAACAUAAAGCCAGAUUUAUGAAUCUAAAACAGAGAAAUAAAGAGAAAACCAAUCUUAUUGCUAAAUUAGAUAAUAAUAUCAAGAAAAUUAAACAGGAGAAAAUUGCUAUUAAUCUUUCAGUACAAGAUGAUAUAUCUAUACUGAAAUCUUCAAUUAAUUCAGUAACUUUCUAA